Sesamum indicum (sesame) is the source of this 1544-nucleotide messenger RNA. Lineage: Eukaryota; Viridiplantae; Streptophyta; Magnoliopsida; Lamiales; Pedaliaceae. The record is from RefSeq and is a predicted model, not a curated record.
GCACAAAAUCAUUAAAUUACCUCAGGGUCAACCCGCUCUUGCCCAUCCCCACCGAAAUGCGCUGCCCCUACUGCUCCUCCGGGCAGGGCCGCUGCGCCACCACCGCCGCCGGCCGGAGCAUAACCGAGUGCGCCUCUUGCGGCCGCGUGGUGGAGGAGCGGCAGACUCAGCCCCACCACCUCUUCCACCUUCGUGCGCAGGACAACCCUCUCUGUCUUGUUACCUCCGACCUCCCCUCUGCCCCAGUCGUCUCUCAAAACGACGAAGAAGACCCAUUCGAGCCUACCGGGUUCAUCACCGCCUUCUCCACGUGGUCGCUCGAACCGUACCCGGUUUUCGCACACUCUUCACUGUCGUUCGCGGGGCACUUGGCGGAGCUGGAGCGGGUGCUUGAAACGACGUCGCAGGGGAACAAUUCCAGUGCUUCGGGGCCGUCGGUGGUGGUGGAUAAUUUGAGGGCUUACCUGCAGAUAAUUGACGUGGCUUCGAUUCUUGGGCUGGAUUAUGAUAUUUCGGACCACGCUUUUCAGCUUUUCAGGGAUUGCUCUUCUGCCACGUGUUUGAGGAAUCGCAGCGUCGAGGCGCUGGCUACUGCUGCUUUGGUGCAGGCUAUUAGAGAAGCUCAAGAACCCAGAACUUUGCAGGAAAUAUCUAGUGCUGCCAAUUUACCACAAAAGGAGAUAGGAAAAUACAUCAAGAUACUUGGCGAAGCUUUGCAACUAAGUCAACCCAUUAACAGCAAUUCAAUCUCAGUCCACAUGCCCAGAUUUUGUACGCUUCUCCAACUUAAUAAAUCUGCCCAGGAGCUGGCAACACAUAUUGGUGAGGUCGUGAUCAACAAGUGCUUCUGUACCCGCAGGAAUCCCAUAAGCAUCUCUGCAGCUGCCAUUUAUUUGGCCUGUCAAUUGGAAGAUAAACGUAAGACACAAGCUGAAAUCUGCAAGGUGACAGGCCUAACGGAAGUCACUCUGCGUAAAGUUUACAAGGAGCUACUGGAGAAUUGGGAUGAUCUGCUUCCAUCAAAUUAUAAUCCGGUUGUUCCUCCUGAGAAAGCAUUUCCUACGGCUACUAUGGAAAAACACACUGAAAGCAGACAUUCUAAACCAAGUGAAAUAUUAGGCGCAUCUCAUCAGACCAAAGGCAAAGACAACGCUGAAAGCAAAGAUAGUUUCCACCGGGCUUUUAGUGCAGCAUUACUUGGAACAUCUUUCUGGAAGCCUCAGGUUCCAGUUAAUACUUCUGCUAAUCAGAGGCCACCUGAGACAAAUCAAAUCUCAACCCAAAAUAUGGAAAUUGAUUUACUGUCCAAGACUAGGGAGGAGAAAGGAAUGGAUACAGACACAAAAGCCGCUUCUAGCUCUCUGAGACCCAUUCAGUUCCCUUCACCCCCUGCUUUAGCCGCAGGUGUUGUGCCUUGGCCAUUUCGGCCCCCAGUGACGUCAACACUUUCUCCGCCAGGUCAGUUUAUUCAACCACCAAAGGCAGCAUCAACGGCGGUAGAUAAAGGCCCCAUGCAACAAAAUCUAAAUGAGAAGUUCAGUUAG